CAAGAUAGAAAAGGAGAAAUCAAAUUCGCUAGAGAACCCUAAAAUAUUUCCAUUUUUCCAGUAGUUUCCGCAUUUUCAGCGCUCCCCCAACUUCCCAGUUACGCUGGAAAACGAAGGUAAGAAUUCCUUUUUCUUUCCUUUUCUCAUCCUCACUUUCCCGGAAAAUUCACCCCCAAACAAUUCCAUUUUGCUUAGCCGCCGCCUCUGUUAAACCUUCUGCUUCUUCAGUUCUUCCUCUCGGCUUGAUUGUUUCUCGGGAAAACUCAAUUUCCGUCAUAGAAGUAAUCAAUUCAAUCCAGCGUCAUCUUCGUUUUCUCUUCUCCGCGAUUUCGAUUUUUCUGAUUCUUUCGUUUUUUCAUUCCUUGGGGUUAAUUUUAGGGUUUGAUUGAUGGCGGAUACUGAUACUAAUGGUGCUACUACGACUGAGGAGGAUCGUGAGGUGGAGAUCUUUUCGACCCCCGACCACCGCGGCGACGGCGACGCCAAGUUGAAGCAGAAGAUUGAAGCGCUGGAGCUUCAGAACGGGUCGCUGGUUCAGGAGAACGAUGAAUUGAAGGACCAGGUCGCGAAGUUGCAAGCGGAGAUGGAAUCACUGAAAUCGGAGGAAUCGGAGAUGAUGCAGAGGCUGGAAGAGUUGGAGAACGAGCUUGAGCAGUCGGAAGAGACCAAAAACACGCUGGAUUCGAUAGCUGCUCGGGCUGGGGAUCUGGAGAUCGAGGUCUCGAGGCUCCAGCACGAUCUGAUUACGUCGAUGGGCCAAGGUGAGGAUUACGCUACCGAAGUUGCUGAACUGAAGAAGGUGCUCGGAGACAUGGAGGUGAAACUGGACGAGGCAAAGAAACAGAAGGCAGAGAACGAGAAGAGAGUGAGGGAAUUGGAGAGGAAAGUUGGGGUUCUUGAGGUGAAGGAAACCGAGGAGAAGAGUAAGAAGAUUAGGUUGGAAGAGGAGACCAGGGAUAGACUUGCUGAGAAGGAGAAGGAGCUGGUGAAGUACAAGAAGCGAGUGGAGGAGUUGGAGAACGAGUUGGCCAAGAAGGCCGAACUGGAAGAGAAGCUUAGGGUUUCAGAGAGCAGGACCAGGGAAGUAGAAAUGAGGAUGGUGGAGCUGCAGAAGGAGGCUGAAGAUGCCGAGAAAGUGAUUGUAGCGCUGAAACAGAAAGCUGUCGAAACCGUGAAUGGGUUCGAGACAGAUGGUAGAGAGGAUAAAGAAGAGUUUGUGGAGUGGCCAGCUUCGGCGGUGGUCAUUGGAUCAACAGGCGCUAUUGUUGUUGCUGCAGCUGCUGUGGCCUAUUUCAUCUACGCAAGGAGGCAGUGAUCAUCCAUUUUCUUGGAGGUUAGGUUUGUGGUAUCUCUGUUAAUUCAAGCUACUCUACUGAAAUGGGUAGAAAAAGCUAGCUUUACAGUUUUGUGCAUUGGUCUUUGGUUUCUAUGUGCUUGUUAGUAUAUUGGGUUGGAUGGCUACACUAGUUUGGUGUUUGCACUGCGAAGGGAUUUUGAUGGUCGCAAUCUUUAGCUUACUUGUUUUACUGUCCCUGUUGGGAGAACUGCAAAGAUUUUCCCAUGUAGUUUGAAGAAUUGAGAUUCUAGGGUUUGUUCGAUGCCCGUGCAGGUCAUCCUUGCCAUUCCUGUAUUAGAAGAUAGUUGAUAUUGUGAAGUAUUAUCUUCUGAAUAGUAACUCAGUGUUUCACCAUUGUUUUUGGCUUGGCUGGUGCUGUUGGAAGGAACCAAAUAAUGCAUUCAUUCCAUUUCCUUCUGUUCUUAUUAAUCGGAAUGUUGAACUUUUUGAGUUGUGGAAGUUUUCAUGUUGAAGGAUCAUGGUCAGUUUGAUGUUCAAGGAGUUGGAUAAUCGAUGAGUCGGUUUCGUUAGUAAUCGAUGUACUAGAAACGGAUAAAUGAUAUCGUUACAAUGAAAUUUCGAAUGCAUAGUCGAGGUAUUGCACAUUUCUUGUUCCCAGUGCAACUCUCGUGUUAGCUUACCUAUAGUUCCUUCCUUUAGCUGCUUCUGUCCAGUUGCAACUGAAGGACGUUUGUACCUCAUUGACACCGAUCUCAAACAAGGACACCAAAUGCUGCCUCAUUAAUCUUGGUGUCUCCAUUGCUCCCACUGCUCCAUUUUCGCCGCGUUCUCUCCCCUCGGAGCAGUGCGUUAAUCGAAGGUCGUGUAUCCGAGCUUCUUCAUCUCAAUAGUGUCAGAAAUCUCAUCUGCGUUCGAGGCCUAGAUGCUUAUACCAUCUCAAGCACUCCACUCAUGGACCUAGAGCCGAGCAAACUUGUGUUGUAUUGCUGUUGAUGUUGGAAGAUCCACGAUGAACGGAUGAAGGCAGAGUUUGGUUUGCUGCAUCUACUUUCCGUGUGUUUUAUACCCCGUCUGUUGGCCGGAAUGUUAAUUUGUGUUGAGCGAUUUUUAAUUGAGAAACCUGAGAAAAUAAUAAAGUUCGUUCAAACCUGGAAAAGAGUGGUUCGAUUGGAAUGACCAAUUUUCAGUACAUGAAUAAAAUGAUAUCCUUUUG
Messenger RNA from Linum trigynum, 2510 nucleotides. NCBI's taxonomy places the organism in Eukaryota, Viridiplantae, Streptophyta, Magnoliopsida, Malpighiales, Linaceae. The record is from the annotation of a GenBank genome assembly.